AUAAGUCAGUUUAGUUCAUCGCAUUUAUUAACAGAAUUGAAGUUGAACUCGCAUCGUAAUUACACUCAAUUAUACCAUGAAGUUGAUCAUAGCCGCCAUCUUGUUCCUGGCUGUUGGGGUUCUGAGUGUCCCCACAGAGAGAGACGACAGUUUAUCUCAGGAGGAAGACACUGUAACCUGUUUAACCAGUUUUUUAAUACCGGAAAGUGAAGAAGAUAUUAACUAUGACAACGAGGAAACAGAUGUAGAUAACUCCUAUGAUAACGAAGAAGAAGAUACUUUACUCGAUAUCAAUAAUGACAAAGUUGAGAAAAACCCUUUGAUCUGUGUGCUGCGCCUAAUUAAAGGUAUCAGGGAAUGCAUUAAAAAAUAUAAGAAGCAUCACAAGAAGGCGGCUCUCGUUGGUUGUAUUGCGUCGAAAGUCACAAAAUUCAUGGCUUGUGUGAAGUAAAUGUUGAGGAAUUAAGAAAUUCGACGUACAAGAAUAAUUGCUAAAGUCAUUUGAAUGGAUAAUAAAUUAUAUAAACAAUAUAUAUACCUACACUCGCUUCAUCAAUGAUACUUUUAAAUAACCGGUCGGAGUUAUAAUUACAAUUUUUUUUAUUUGGUAUCUAAAAUAUAUUUGUUUUUAUUAA
Messenger RNA from Pectinophora gossypiella (pink bollworm), 635 nucleotides. RefSeq lists its product as uncharacterized. Lineage: Eukaryota; Metazoa; Arthropoda; Insecta; Lepidoptera; Gelechiidae. The record is from RefSeq and is a predicted model, not a curated record. The transcript is spliced from 5 exons. The coding region runs from base 77 to 451 and encodes 124 amino acids.